GUUAUGAUUACGAGUAGUAAUAAGAUUAUUAGUGCAUUGGCAUUAUUAAGUAGAAGCAAUAUAAGAAGUAGAAAUAAUAAUUCAUAAACCUGCUGUUCUUCGUGUUGAACAGACAGGGCCGCUGUUGGCCAGAGUGUGGCAGUCUUUGAUCGUAUUCGAAACGGUACCUCCCCCAGACUGUGAGAGACAAUAAAAUAAAACUCAACCCUCUGCAUUCGGUUAUCAUCAACACGCUCAUGGACAUGAACAGCUUGUGUUUUUGUCUUCCGUUUCUUGGAUAUAUUUCGUUCAUGUAAUGGAUAUUUCUGUGGAUUACAUUUUCGUACGAAUAAAAGGAAACAGCAUCAAAAUCAUGGGACGGCAAGUACUAUUGUUCCUGUUGGUCCUGUGUCUCGACACGGUGUUUGGUCAGGUCAGCUACGCGAUUCCAGAGGAAAUGGAGAAAGGUUCUUUAGUUGGUAAUGUCGCUCAGGAUCUAGGCAUAGAUUUGAAGAGGCUUAAGUCAGGAAAAUCUCGUAUUCACUCAGGAGGUGGUGCAGAAUAUGUCGAGAUGAACAGAGAGAGAGGAGCCCUCUUCAUCAGAGAGCGAAUAGACAGAGAGAUGCUUUGUGGGGAAACAACGCCCUGCGCGUUGCAUUUGCAGAUGAUUCUGGAAAAUCCUAUGGAAUUAUUUAGUAUAACAAUAGACAUCACAGAUAUAAAUGACAACGCUCCCAGCUUCGCAUCGAUAGAGCAACAUUUUGAAAUCAGUGAGUCCGCUGUUGUCGGGUCUAAAUUUGUGCUUGAGACGGCCGUGGACACAGACAUAGGUGAAAAUGGUCUACAGAGUUAUUCAUUAAAACCAACAGAAAACUUUGCACUAAAAAUAGAGAAUCAAGUCGACGGCAGCAAAACGGUAGAAAUGGUUUUACAGAAGCCACUGGAUCGAGAGCAUCAGGCUCAGUUAUCUCUGUUACUAACUGCCUUAGAUGGUGGCCAGCCACGUAUGUCAGGCACAAUGCAGAUCAUUGUUAAUGUGUUAGACGCAAAUGACAACGCACCGGUAUUCACUAAAUCAGUGUACAAGGCCACGAUCACAGAGAAUUCACCAAAAGGAACCAGUGUUAUUACUGUCAGUGCAUCAGACAAAGAUGGAGGCUCUAACGGGGAAAUUAUAUACAUGAUUUCAAACAGCAAACAUCGCUUGUCUGAUGUCUUUCAGAUUGAUAGACAAUCUGGAGAAGUUACCCUCAAUGGUGAAAUUGAUUAUGAAAAAUCAAAGCUCUAUCAAAUAGACAUUCAAGCUAUAGAUAUGGGCGGACUCUCUGAUUCCAGUAAAAUUCUUGUUGAUAUCAGCGACGUCAAUGACAACAGCCCUCAAUUAGAAAUACUUUCUCAUUCCGAUAGAAUUUUAGAAGACUCUAUUGAAAACACGGUAAUUGCAAUGCUCAGCGUAAAUGACCCUGACUCUGAAAGAAAUGGAGAGGUGAAGUGUGUUAUUAAUGAUGACAUUCCUUUCAAAAUACAAAACACAAGGAAUAGGUUUUACAGUUUAGUUACAGAGGGAGCUUUGGACAGAGAGUCUGAAUCCCAGUACAAUAUAACAGUGAGCUGCUCUGAUGAGGGAGUGCCCUCUCUCUCCAGCAGCGUCACUCUCACCUUACAGAUUUCUGAUGUUAAUGACAACGCACCUGUCUUUGAGAGGAGCUCAUAUGAGGCCUACAUAGUAGAAAACAACACACCAGGUCUGUCUGUAUUCACAGUUAAAGCCAGAGACGCAGACUGGAACCAGAAUGCUCGUGUGUCUUACAUCCUGGAGGACUCCUCUGUUAACGGAGUACCAGUCUCCUCCUAUGUGUCUGUCAGUGCUGAUAGUGGAGUCAUACAUGCAGUGCGUUCUUUUGACUAUGAACAAAUCAAAGAUUUUCAGUUUCGUGUCAAAGCUCAGGAUGGAGGCUCUCCUCCACUCAGUAGUAAUGUGACCGUGAAGAUACUGAUCCAGGACCAGAACGAUAACCCUCCUCAGGUUCUGUACCCAGUCCAGACUGGUGGCUCUGUGGUGGGUGAAAUGGUGCCUCGUUCAGCAGAUGUGGGCUAUCUGGUCUCUAAAGUGGUGGCUGUUGAUGUGGACUCUGGACAGAAUGCCUGGCUCUCCUAUAAACUCCAGAAAGUCCCAGACAGGGCUCUGUUUGAAGUUGGCUUACAGAAUGGAGAAAUCAGAACUAUCCGCCAAGUGACUGAUAAAGAUCCUGUCAAUCAAAAACUGACUGUUAUAGUGGAGGACAACGGACAGCCCUCUCGUUCAGCUACAGUCAUUGUUAACGUGGCGGUGGCUGACAGUUUCUCUGAAGUACUGUCUGAGGUCCCUGACUUUAAACACGACAAGGAGUACAAUGACAACCUGACUUUUUACUUAGUGUUGGCUCUGGCUGUAGUUUCCUUCCUCUUCAUCACCUGUUUAGUUGUUAUUAUCUCAGUGAAGAUCUACAGAUGGAGACAGUCUCGAAUCCUGUAUCACUCCGGUCUGCCUGUGAUUCCAUAUUAUCCACCACGUUACUCUGAUACAAUGGGGACAGGGACUCUCCCCCACGUGUACAACUACGAGGUGUGCAGAACAACCGACUCAAGAAAGAGUGACUGUAAGUUCGGCACAGCUGGUAGUGAAAACAUGUUGAUAAUGGACCCCCGUUCUUCAGUGACGAUGCAGAGGAUACAGAGUGAAAAGAGCAUCUUGGAUGAACUAGACUCUCCUCUAGAGGUUAGAUUUGUAUGAAGCUGUUGUUUUGUGUGUCUUCAUCCCUCAUCAGUACCUCGGACAGCGAAAUGUUUUCUUUCUCCCCUUUCUUCCUCUCUAUUUACAUCCUCCUUUAUUU
Messenger RNA from Cynoglossus semilaevis (tongue sole), 2852 nucleotides. Its product is annotated as protocadherin beta-16-like. Gene Ontology annotation, biological process: homophilic cell-cell adhesion. Bases 296 to 2752 code for a protein of 818 amino acids. The record is from RefSeq and is a predicted model, not a curated record. The transcript is spliced from 2 exons. Gene Ontology annotation, cellular component: plasma membrane. NCBI's taxonomy places the organism in Eukaryota, Metazoa, Chordata, Actinopteri, Pleuronectiformes, Cynoglossidae. Gene Ontology annotation, molecular function: calcium ion binding.